UGGAAUCAGUUUCAGGUCGAACGUGAAUCGUGGAGCACGCCAAAUGAACGUCCGGAAUUGUUUGCCGAUUGGAUUCUGGAUCUGUUUGCUGAUCUCGUUGGCGGUCGCCGAUGAGGAUGCGGAUGUGAAUACCCCUGCCGAUGAGGAGAGCCCAUCGAGAAUCGUGCUGGUUUCCAGUCUAGAGGGUCAUUGCCAAACGGAGGGCAAGGUGACCAGCUGCAGGGGCUUCAACUUCGAGAGUGAGGAUGAGAAGGCCACUUUUGAUCUGCCCACGGAGGUGAGAAUCGCCGAGGAUGGCACCACCUACGAGGUGGGCGAUGAAGAACCCUCCAGAUCUCUGAUCUUUGAGAACUGCUCGUUUACCAACUUUCCCCUGAGACUUUUCUACACCCUGGAGGUCAGUGAAUUGGAUAUGCGAAGCUGCGGCAUCCGAUUCGUUUACUGGGAGAACUUCUCCAUCGGUGCUGAUAAGUUGGUGAUCCUUCUGCUAAGUGACAAUGCUAUAGAGAUGCUGCCCAUGAGAACCUUCAGAGGAGCAGGCAAUCUGGAGUUCCUCUUCCUGAAUCGCAAUAGGCUAAGGAAAAUAAAUGCCGGUGCCUUUGAGAAUCUGAAAAAGUUGCAGUAUCUGGAUUUGACAGGAAAUCAACUGGAGGAUCUACCAAGGGAUAUAUUCGCGGAACUGAAAAGCCUGAGGCACGUGGGCCUGGCCGAAAACCAACUGACCAUUAUUGAAAGCGAUCUAUUUGCCCAAAAUCCGGGACUCCUUUCGGUGGCCAUGCAAAACAAUCGACUGCAGGAGGUGGGCGAGUACGCCUUUCGCUCGAAGGGACGGGAUCACCAGAUGCAGUAUGUAGAUCUAUCGCAUAACCCGGGGCUAAAAGUGCUGCUGCUGAAUAUUAAUGCCACCAAUCUGACCGUUCGCAAUUGUUCGCUGGACCGUGUCAAUUUGUAUGGCUCGGUGACGAAUGUCGAUCUGAGCGAUAAUCGCGUGCGGGAGCUGUACUUUCCCGCCUCGGAGGCCCUGGAGCAUUUGGUGCUGCGCAACAAUUCGCUGGUUCAGUUGGCCUCCUUGAGCCGGGUUCCCAGGCUGCGGCACUUGGAUGUGGCGGAUAAUCCGGACUUGGGUCAAUUGCCCGAAGGUUGGCAAACGCCGCACUUGGAAAUGCUGGUCCUGCGAAACACUGGACAAGUGGAAGUGCCACUGGAGGCUCUGCAGGGUAUGCAAAACCUGCGAAAACUGGACAUUUCCGGCAAUAAUCUCACGGAAAUCGAUCCCUCAUCUUUUCCCACACUCACGCAACUAACUCACUUCUAUAUCCAUGGCAACAAUUGGAACUGCUUCAGUCUGCGACUCGUAAUGGAUGUACUUAUCCGAGGUAAUGGCAUUACCUAUACCGUGGAUGACUACGAUCCGAAUUUCCCGGGGGAAUAUUUCCAUGGCAUCGCCUGCAUGUAUCGUCUGUCCGAGAAGGAGUCACUGGACUCUAGCUCCUCCGCGGAAAUCUCAGCCAGUGUGGAAGCCUCGCCAAAGCCAAGCAAUUCGGAUCCCAGCGAAGUGGAAAAACUGCGGCAGGAACUCAAAUCGGUGGUUCAGCACUUUGAGGCCAAGUUCGAUAUGAUCUUUAGUCAACUCGCUCAGCUCAAUGAGCAAAUGCAGGCCUUUGAAGUUCUAAACAAAACUAUUUGGAGUCAGGUCACUCUGUCUGUUUAAUUGAUUUUAAUUUAAUUAUUGUCCUUUAAUUGUGAUCAAUACAUUUUGUAAUCUUUGCAUUUAAAA
Messenger RNA from Drosophila takahashii, 1777 nucleotides. RefSeq names its product Common Dpr-interacting protein (gene cDIP). The record is from RefSeq and is a predicted model, not a curated record. Gene Ontology annotation, molecular function: protein binding. NCBI's taxonomy places the organism in Eukaryota, Metazoa, Arthropoda, Insecta, Diptera, Drosophilidae.